Cyprinus carpio (common carp) is the source of this 4114-nucleotide messenger RNA. RefSeq names its product voltage-dependent L-type calcium channel subunit beta-4. The record is from RefSeq and is a predicted model, not a curated record. Gene Ontology annotation, biological process: chemical synaptic transmission; regulation of voltage-gated calcium channel activity; neuromuscular junction development. Lineage: Eukaryota; Metazoa; Chordata; Actinopteri; Cypriniformes; Cyprinidae. Gene Ontology annotation, molecular function: high voltage-gated calcium channel activity; protein binding. Gene Ontology annotation, cellular component: voltage-gated calcium channel complex.
GCCAAUCAGAAGACAGACUCACUGCUUUGUCAUCAGCUUCUGACUGAGGAAGGCUCAGUUUUCCUGCUCUGUUUGUGGAAGCUUGAUAAAAUGCCAGGUCUCUGCAGCCUCUGGGGAGAACCCCACUUCUCUAUGAUGUGAUCGAUCACGCUUCAUCCUCAUUAAUACAAUACGCUGGCUUCAGGAGUGAAAGGGGCGACUGUCGUCUGCUUGACAUUCCUCCUUCGGUGGUCUUUCUGUGGGCAAGGGGAUUGCAAGAGAGCCCUGUUAAACGUACUCUCGCUGUAGCUUCCUUAUCCCACAUUUGCAUUUGAUCGUUAAGGUGAACCCUUGGGAAUAACAGACCUCCAUGUACGACAAUUUGUAUCUGCAUGGAUUUGAAGACUCCGAGGUGGGUUCCGCUGAUUCUUAUACUAGCAGACCGUCCGACUCAGAUGUCUCUCUGGAUGAGGAGCAGGGUGGCCGGCAGGAGAAAGAACAGCAAGCCACCGUUCAGCUGGAGAGGGCAAAGGCCAAAGCAGUAGCCUUUGCCGUGAAGACAAACGUUAGCUACUGUGGUGCCCUGGAUGAGGAUGUUCCUGUCUCUGGCACUGCCAUUUCCUUUGAUGCUAAAGACUUCCUUCAUAUCAAGGAGAAGUACAACAAUGACUGGUGGAUUGGGCGACUGGUGAAGGAAGGUUGUGAUAUCGGUUUCAUCCCCAGUCCCUUAAAACUAGAGAACAUUCGCUUACAGCAGGAGCAAAAAAGGGGCCGCUUCCAUGGGAAGUCCAGUGGGAACUCCUCUUCCAGUCUGGGUGAGAUGGUGUCAGGCACCUUCAAGCCCAGCCCUGCUUCUGCAGGUAAACAGAAACAGAAAGUGGCCGAGCACAUUCCUCCAUACGAUGUGGUCCCUUCCAUGAGGCCGGUGGUCUUAGUUGGGCCAUCACUUAAGGGAUAUGAGGUGACAGAUAUGAUGCAGAAAGCACUCUUUGACUUCCUGAAACACAGGUUUGAAGGCAGGAUAUCAAUCACAAGAGUAACCGCAGACAUCUCUUUGGCCAAAAGAACUGUGCUGAAUAACCCUAGUAAGAGAGCAAUCAUUGAGAGAUCCAACACCAGAUCCAACCUGGCGGAGGUUCAGAGUGAGAUCGAGCGAAUCUUUGAAUUGGCCAGAUCCCUUCAGCUGGUUGUGCUGGAUGCCGACACGAUCAACCAUCCAGCCCAGCUCAUCAAGACUUCUUUAGCUCCCAUUAUUGUCCAUGUCAAAGUGUCUUCUCCCAAGGUAUUGCAUCGGCUGAUCAAAUCACGAGGAAAGUCUCAAAGCAAGCAUUUAAAUGUACAACUGGUGGCAGCAGACAAAUUAGCUCAGUGUCCUCCAGAAAUGUUUGACAUAAUUUUGGAUGAGAACCAGCUUGAGGAUGCAUGUGAACAUCUGGCUGAGUAUCUGGAGGCCUAUUGGCGUGCAACUCACACUUGCCUCAGCACUCCUCUGAACCCUCUGCUGGGCCGCAACCUGGGAUCCACUGUGCUCUCACCGUACCCCACAGCCGUCUCUGGACUACAGAGCCAAAGAAAUAAAAACAGCAAUCAUAUCAGUGACAACUCUCCAAUGGAGCGGCACAGCUUGAUGACCUCCGAUGAGAACUACCACAACAACGAGCGGCAAAAGAAGAGUCAUAACCGCCUGUCCUCCAGCUCCCAGCAAAGUCGAGACCACUACCCUCUGGUAGAGGAGGACUACCAUGAUCCCUAUCAAGAUGCGUACAAACCUCACCGCAACCAGGGGUCCCCUGGGGGCUACAGUAACGAAUCGCGGCACAGACUCUGAACAACCAAACCACUACAGCUAGAGCUAUGAGAUAAACCUCAUGUAAUUGUGUAAAUCCUUUCUGAAAAUGCAAUGAAUUGUGUUGAAGGGAUGACAGCUAUAGUACCAUCUGGUCCAUCCAAUUUCUCCUAGUAGAGGCCUAACCAAAGCCCUGCAUUGUCUAUAUUUGCAGGACUUUUCUUGGUGUCAUGCUAAUUUUCACCCUGAACUAGUGCCGGCGUGCAGAAAUGCUCAACAGUGCUGAGAGCCAAUCAGCAUAGAGCCUUUUUACAAGAUUUCAGUAGCAAGUGGAAUGCAUUUGCUGUUUUGUUUCUUCUUGUCUUAGUAUUUAUGUUAGAUGGUCUCUUCUUUUGCCCAAGCAGCCUCAGGUAUGAAGCAGGAAUUCUUCAUAGGUGCCAAACUCCAAGAGGUUUCUUUUCCCACUGUCUAUUUUCAUAAUAUAUAUCUGCAAAUAGUAUCAACACACUUUUCUGAGCAGAACACAAAAGAUAGCACCAAAUUAUCCCUUUUUACAUACACCAUAAUGCCUAUAGUUCACUCAGCGCAUUGCCCAGGCCUACGAGUGGGAUGUCGUUGCAAAAAAUUAUACCAUAGAUACCAGUAUCAGGUAGAUUUUAGCAUUUUAAAUUACUUAUUAAUCUUUAUUAAUCUUAUUAAAUUAAUCUUUAUUACUUGGUUGUAAUAGUAAAAGUAUGAAUCUCAUGAAACCUUACAAGAUUUCCAGAUUAUUUUUCACCCAAAAAUCAGAAGAAAAAUAAUCUUAAUUUAAAAAUAAAUAUAAUAAUAAACAAUACAAUGAAGUGUGUUUUAGGACCAUCAAGACUUGCAUCUUGACAUUUUUUCGUGAAAAUUAAGCUCCCCUAUUUUAAUGUCUGCAAUAAAAAAAAACCUAAGAUUUUUUUUUUUUUUUUUUUUUUUUUUUUACAUUGUAAAGAAUUAUGCAUCAUGGUAGUAUUUGUUGUAUUGCUUUUCAUUUCAAAAUAAUUGUUAAAAAAUACUAUACAUAUUAUGGUAAUGAAUAAGAAUUUGAGCAUAAAAUGUGCUUAAUUAUCAUUCAAAUAUUCUUAAAUAUUCAUUUUUUUCUUUAUGCUAUACUGUAUAAUAUAUAGGGCUUUAUUUAUUUAUUUAUUUUUGGUGAAAUGUGGCCUGAGCUUGUUUUGUGAGAUUCUCAGGGGUUUUUUGAGUUCAUAUCACACUCUUGUUUUCUGACAGAAACAACACAGUAGCUUGUGUCAUUAAAUUUUGUGGCAGCUGAGUGGAAAUCCAUUCUGUCACUGAGGGAGUGUUUACUCAACACCAUAUUCAACUAAUAAUGGAAAAUGUUUUGGUAACUCUUUAUUAUAAGGUGGCCUUGUUACACGUUACUUGUACUUACUAUUAUAAUAACAAUUAAUAAUGCAUAAGUGCAUGCACGUAACCCUAAGCCAAACCCUAACCAUAUAGUAAGUACAUGUUGUUAAUUAAUAUUACUCAGUAUUUAAAUGCAUAAUUACACUGUAACAAAGGCACCUUAAAAUAAAGUGCAAACAAUGUUCUAAGCAUUUUGGCCGUUCAUUUACAUGACAAUGGCCAUUUGGGGGCCUCAAAGUGCAAACUUCUGAAAUCAAAGUGCAAGUUUUUGAAAAUGAUACCAUUAUCGCCUCUGUGUAAGCGACUAAAAAUUGUGAUAACGGUGUUGCGCAAGCAUAUUACUUGUUUGGGUAGAGUUUCUUUACAAAGUGACAUUGCCAACUACUGGCCUGGCAUGAAUAAUACAGAGUUUUUAGUUGUUUUAGUGGAUCAAUGUGAACGGGGAUCGUUUUGACAAUGUUGUCAUCUGUACGCGAAACAUUUCAAAAACGUUUGUGUUUUUAGUACAUUGUUGUCGUGUAAACGUACCCAGAGUCAGGUCUGUGGAUCACCAUGAAGUUUCUCUGUUCUAUUAAGCUUUAUGAAACAAGUUGAUUAUCGAUUAUUAUGACUGCUACUAGUCUUGAACUAUUUAGUGCGUGCCUAACCUAUAGUAUAGUUACUGGUUGCCAUAGCAGGUACACUAAGUAUUGGAAUUAAAUUAGACUUUAGACUAAGAUACAACUUAAAAACUAUAAAAUGAAAUGCUUUUUUAUUGUUUGUUUUGCUUGAAAACUUUAUCUGUAAUUUUCUUGCUAUAUUUGUUUUCAUCAGGCCUGGUUGCAAAAGCUGUUCACACAAACUGAAGUGCUCAGAUGAACAAAUCACGUGUCAUUCCUGCCUUUGCAUGUGCAAAACUACCUGGUUAUGCUGAUGGCUUUUGUGAUUUUGACGAAAAACAUCAGAUUUUGUUUUCUA